UUUUGUAAUUUGUUCCAAAACAGUAUGCAAAGACUUCAUACAAUGGCUAACAUUGAUACAGUUUUAAUACGUCAGCUCGUCAUCCUGGUACUGAUCUUAUUUUCAUGCAUCAAUAUCAUCUCUAAAGGAGUUCAAGCUAAGGAGGAUGAUCAUAAAGUUACAAACAUUGGUGCCGUAAUCGAUGUUACGUCCCGUAUCGGGAAGGAAGAGAUAACCGCCAUGGAAAUCGCCGUUCAAAGCUUCAACAAUAAGUUGAACAAUCAUGGGCUAUCCCUCUAUGUUCAGAGCCAUGGAAAGGACCCCAUGCUAGCUGCUGCUGCUGCCGAAAAGCUGAUUAAAGAGACCAACGUGACUGUCAUUAUCGGCUUGGAAACAUGGGAAUUAGCGGCUCCGGUUGCUGAAAUCGGUACACGAGCUCGAGUUCCAGUUCUCUCGUUUACAGCACCUUCUAUAACGUUGCCAUUGUCGGCUCUCCGUUGGCCUUUCUUGGCACAAAUGGCUAACAAUGACUCUGAACAAAUGACAUGCAUUGCAGCUAUCAUUCGUUCAUAUGGAUGGAAAAAGGUCAUCGCCAUUUAUGAAGAUGAAACAUAUGGUGGUGAUUCUGGGAAAUUAGCUGUUCUAAUCGAAGCUUUACAAGAUAUUGGUUCCGAAAUCGAACAUACCUUGGUUCUUCCACCAAUUUCAUCUCUGUCUAAUACCAAAGAAGUUAUGCAGGAGGAGCUAAUGAAGCUUCUUAGCCUUGAAUCUCGGGUUUUUGUUGUGCUUAAAGCAUCAUCAGUUAUGACCAUUCAUUUGUUUGAAGAAGCUAAGAACAUGGGGUUUAUGGGAAGAGAUUCAGCUUGGAUAAUCACAGAUAAAAUCACAACUUACCUUGACUCUUUCAACACCUCCAUAAUUUCAUCCAUGGCAGGUGUUUUAGGAAUCAAAACCUAUUAUACCGAGAAUAGUAGCGAGUACGAAAGCUUUUAUGGGCAGUUCAAGCAAGUUUUCCGAAAAAAGUAUGAGGACGAAGACAACUUUGAACCCGGAAUUUAUGCUUUAAAAGCAUACGAUGCAAUCCAAAUCAUCACCGAGGCUAUGGAAGGAAUGAUCAACACUAAUAUCAGUUCAAAACAAUUGUCUGAAAAAAUCCUGUCAAGCAAUUUCACUGGUUUAAGUGGAGAAAUCCAAUUUGAAAGGGGCAUGUUGUCACAGAAUCCUACAUUGAGAAUAGUAAACGUGGUUGGCAAGAAAUAUAAAGAACUUGACUUUUGGUUGCCAAGCUUUGGAUUCUCAAGGAGGCUUGUUAAUGAAGAAACUGAACAUGAUGGUAAUACAGCUCAAGGAUUGUAUGGUCAAGUCACUUGGCCUGAUGACUUGAACCAAGUCCGAAACCCGAAAGGAUGGGCGAUGCCUACGAAUGCAAGGCCAUUGAUUAUCGGAGUUCCUGGUAGAACCUCUUUUGAGAAAUUUGUGAAAGUUAAAAAUGAAAGUAAUCAAAAUGAGGAACCUGAAGGUUACUGCAUUGAUCUUUUCAAAAUGGCACGAGAGGUUCUCGGUUAUGACCUGCCUUACAAAUUUGUACCGCAUUUCAGCACUUACGAUGAUUUGGUCCGUUGCGUGCAUAACAAGACUUUCGAUGCUGUUGUUGGGGAUAUAACGAUACUAGCCAACAGAGCAGAACUUGUGGAGUUUACUCAGCCAUAUGCAGAAUCGGGGUUGUCCAUGAUCGUACCAGCGAAAUCCGAAGAAUCAGCAUGGAUGUUCAUGAAGCCUUUUACAUGGGAGAUGUGGAUGGCUACUGCUGCCAUGUUGAUCUACACAAUGUUCAUAGUUUGGUUCCUGGAACAUCGGUCCAAUCCUGAAUUUGAAGGCACAUGGAAGACUCAAAUCGGAACCGCGAUGUGGUUCACUUGCUCUUCUCUCUUCUUCGCGCAUAGGGAGAAUGUACAAAACAACUUCACCAGAGUUGUGGUUAUUGUUUGGCUCUUUGUUUCACUCAUCCUAACCUCGAGUUACACGGCUAGUCUUUCCUCGAUGUUGACGGUUAAUAAACUGAAACUGAAUGUGACAGACAUCGAAUUUCUGAAGAGGAACAACUUGAAAGUCGGUUGCGACGGAGAUUCGUUCGUAAGAAACUAUCUAGUCGAUGUGCUUCAGUUUAAAUCGGAGAACAUCAAGACAAUCAACAGCCAAGACAGUUAUAUAGGAGAAUUCGAAAAGAAGCACAUCGCUGCUGCAUUUCUCGAACUUCCAUACGAAAAGGUCUUCAUCAACAAUUACUGUAAGAAAUUUUCAGCCACCACACCAACCUACAGAUUUGGAGGAUUGGGAUUUAUAUUCCAUAAAGGCUCUCCGAUCGCCAUGGACUUCUCAAAAGCUAUCCUAACUCUAUCGGAAAACGGAGCGCUGAAAGAACUUGAAGAGAAGUGGUUUGCACCCUCACCCGAGUGUUCAACCGGUGUGACCGACAAUCGAACCGAAAGACUGAGGCUUCAUAGCUUCUGGGGUCUCUAUAUAAUCUCUGGUGCAACAUCUACCAUUUGUUUCUUCUUAUUCAUCAUCAAGAUAAUAAAAGACCAAUAUAGAAGCAAUACUAGUCCAAGAAAUAAUAGUAUCUGGAGUAAGGCAAUUAGGCUUGCUAGAUUUAUCUACCAAGGACAACAAAUUAAUUUUGCUAUAGACCAAACUCGGCCUCAACUGCCGGAAAUUAUCGGACGAGGAUCUUCGAGAUGGAAAUAUUCGAGUCCCGAUGCAGCCGAGAAUCAUGAGGCCGCUUCCCCCGGAGCUGCUGAUGUUGAAAUGCUGUACAUUCCAGGAGGUUAAAUGACCAAAGAAGGGCAAUGAAGGCUCUUGCAACUGUAUACUGUUACCUGUGACAUAAUUUCAUUUGUUUUAUUCUUCUAAUAUAAAUCAAUAAGUU
Gossypium arboreum is the source of this 2905-nucleotide messenger RNA. Its product is annotated as glutamate receptor 2.7-like. Gene Ontology annotation, cellular component: plasma membrane. The coding region runs from base 25 to 2808 and encodes 927 amino acids. The transcript is spliced from 5 exons. Gene Ontology annotation, molecular function: ligand-gated monoatomic ion channel activity; signaling receptor activity. NCBI's taxonomy places the organism in Eukaryota, Viridiplantae, Streptophyta, Magnoliopsida, Malvales, Malvaceae. The record is from RefSeq and is a predicted model, not a curated record.